Molecule: messenger RNA, 1917 nt
Organism: Lipotes vexillifer (Yangtze River dolphin)
Lineage: Eukaryota; Metazoa; Chordata; Mammalia; Artiodactyla; Lipotidae
Gene: SLC5A6
Product: solute carrier family 5 member 6
Exons: 15
Coding region: 1-1917 (638 amino acids)
Biological process (GO): sodium ion transport; transmembrane transport
Cellular component (GO): membrane
Molecular function (GO): symporter activity
Source: RefSeq, a predicted model, not a curated record
AUGAGUGUGGCGGUGAGCACCUCCGCUCCCCUCCCCCCAGCCUCAGACACCAACAUGGUCACAUCCACCUUCUCCCUGGUGGACUAUGUGGUCUUUGUCCUGGUGCUGGUCCUCUCCCUUGCCAUUGGGCUCUACCAUGCCUAUCGUGGCUGGGGGCGACAUACCAUCGGCCAGCUGCUGUUGGCAGACCGCAAAAUGGGCUGCUUUCCUGUGGCGCUGUCCUUGCUGGCCACCUUCCAGUCAGCCGUGGCCAUCCUGGGUGUGCCGUCCGAGAUCUACCGAUUUGGGACCCAGUAUUGGUUCCUGGGUUGCUCCUAUUUCCUGGGGCUGCUGAUCCCAGCACAUGUCUUCAUCCCAAUCUUCUACCGCCUGCAUCUCACCAGUGCCUACGAGUACCUGGAGCUCCGGUUCAAUAAAGCUGUGCGGGUUUGUGGGACCGUGACCUUCAUCUUUCAGAUGGUAAUCUACAUGGGGGUCGUCCUCUAUGCACCAUCGUUGGCCCUCAAUGCAGUGACUGGCUUUGAUCUCUGGCUGUCAGUGCUGACCCUAGGCGUUGUCUGCGCCGUCUACACUGCUCUGGGUGGACUGAAGGCAGUCAUCUGGACAGAUGUGUUCCAGACCCUGGUUAUGUUCCUAGGGCAGCUGGUGGUUAUCAUUGUGGGGUCGGCCAAGGUGGGCGGUUUGGGGCAUGUGUGGGAUGUGGCUUCCCAGCAUGGCCUUAUCUCUGGAAUCGAGCUGGAUCCGGACCCUUUUGUGCGGCACACUUUCUGGACGCUGGCCUUCGGGGGUGUCUUCAUGAUGCUCUCCUUGUAUGGAGUGAACCAGGCUCAGGUGCAGCGCUACCUCAGUUCCCGCACGGAGAAGGCUGCGGUGCUCUCCUGCUACGCCGUCUUCCCUUGCCAGCAGGUGGUCCUCUGCAUGGGCUGCCUCAUUGGCCUGGUCAUGUUCGCCUACUACCAGGAGUAUCCCAUGAGCACCCAGCAGACUCAAGCAGCCCCUGACCAGUUCGUCCUGUACUUUGUGAUGGAUCUCCUGAGAGGCCUGCCAGGCCUGCCUGGGCUCUUUGUUGCCUGCCUCUUCAGUGGCUCCCUAAGCACCAUAUCCUCUGCUUUUAAUUCACUGGCAACUGUUACAAUGGAAGACUUGAUUCGACCCUGGUUCCCUCAUUUCUCUGAAGUCCGGGCCACCAUGCUUUCCAGAAUCGUCGCCUUUGGCUAUGGGCUACUUUGUCUGGGAAUGGCCUAUAUUUCCUCCCAGAUGGGACCUGUGCUGCAGGCAGCAAUCAGCAUCUUUGGUAUGGUUGGGGGCCCGCUGCUCGGACUCUUCUGCCUUGGGAUGUUCUUUCCUUGUGCCAAUCCUCCUGGUGCCAUCGUGGGCCUGUUGGCUGGACUGAUCAUGGCCUUCUGGAUCGGCAUUGGGAGCAUAGUGACCAGCAUGGGCUCUGGCAGAGCACCCACUCCCUCUAAUGGGUCCAGCUUUUCCCUGCCCAGCAAUCUGACUGCUGUCACCAUGGCCACACUGAUGCCCUUGACUACUAUCUCCAAACCCACAGGGCUACAGCGGCUCUAUUCCCUGUCGUAUUUAUGGUACAGCGCUCACAACUCCACCACGGUCAUUGUGGUGGGCCUGGCUGUCAGUCUGCUCAGUGGCGGAAUGCGGGGCCGGACCCUGAACCCUCGGACCAUUUACCCAGUGUUGCAGAAACUCGUUGCCCUCCUGCCCAUGUCCUGUCAGAAGCGACUUCACUGCAAAACCCACAGCCAGGAUCUCUCUGUGGACACGGCUGUGUUUCCGGAGAAGGUGAGCAAUGGGAUGCUGAGGGGCAGCAGAGACAAGGAGGCCGUGGAUGUGCCUGAGGAAGGCCCAGCCCACCAGGGGAUCAGCCCCACCUUCAUCGUUCAGGAGACCUCACUGUGA